AUGGCCGGGGAGAAGGGUGAGGAUUUUCCAGAGAGAGAGGUUUCCCGAGGCCGAAAAAGCUCUUGCGAGGAACCUCCAGCCACAACAACAUCUGAGAAAGAUGGAUUGCACGUGAGGACUUCGUUGGACCAGGGCUCCGAACCGCCUCCAGCGAAUGAGGAGCAACGGCGAAGUGAAAGCAGAGCGUCUAUGUUAUCAGCGCCUCACGAUGACUCGCCAACAACAGUCCAUCCCUCCAGGUUGUCCUGGGCUGUUAUGGCCGGGAAGGGUGCCACUGGAGCAAAGUUGGAUAUGCGGAGCGUGGCGAUCCCUUCGCAGGAUGAUCUCACAACACCAGCCACGCCUGUAUCGGCCAUACGGGACCUACUCUCCAGUCGUCCUGCUUCGCCAGCAGGGCUUCCAGUCAGUCGAGGUGAAGACGAAGCAGUGCCAUCAGGUCCAGCUCCCUCGGGCUCAAGCGUCUCCCAGUGCGGUGGUUCGGUUUCCAGGGGAAGUGGUCGCAAUUCCAAAUCUCGCAAUAGCACUACGCCCAUUCAACAAACAAGGCAGACAAGCCGACCUAAUAGUCCAGCUCCAACUAUGCCUGAUUCGACUCCGCUGGUCCAACAAGAAGGCCAGGAGAAGCAACUCAGCGCCCCAGCUCUAGAUACAGAUCCCAUUGAGUCGACUGAGUCAAAAAGGCUCGUGGAGAUGAGGAAGUUUCUGAGAAGCCUCGCGGAAUCACACGACAUUCUCCACUUAGUCAACGAGGAGCCGGCACCCACAACAUGCGAGGCGCUCUUCAAGAACUUUGCCUCAAAAGUCUCUGAAGAAUGCAGUACGAGUCAUAAAAAGCUUCAGGCCGAGAAUUCAAAAUUCGAGACCUCGUCUCAAGCACACGCGCAGCUUGAGGGCGAGAAGACUGCACUGCAAGAGAUCGUCGCGAAGCAAGCAGACAAACUGGGCGAAUUCGGCUUACUGGAGAAAAAGGCACAAGAACUUGGUGACCAGGUCAAAAGCUGUAUGGCCGAGCGAUACAGAUUCAAGUCGGACCUACAAGCAAAUCAAGAGAAGCUCAAGAUGACCGAGAACGAGCUCAACGAGAAGGAAAUUGCCCUCCAGCACCUCACAGCCGAGCACAACGAGGUCCAGAUGCGCAGCCAGCAGAUGGCUCCUCCCAUGAACGAGGAAGAAUUGAAAAACAACAUCUACGAGCUCCGAGAUAAGCUCGAGGACGAAAUCACGGCCAAGGCGGCAGCGGAGCGCAAACUUGAGGAGGAGACGGGCAGAUGGCAGGCCAAGGAGAUGCGGUAUGAGGACCAUAUUUAUUACAUGGAAAACCAGGUGGUGGCCUACCAAAAGCAAGUCAAGGAAGCGGAGGCUUUGACCGAGAACUAUCAGAAGCAAUUGGUGGAGCAGACCAGGAAAGCCUUCCAAGCCCAAAUCGAGGCGGAAAACAUGGCUUUCACCGUCGAUCACAAGAUCGUUCCCCUUGCCAAAUUUCGUAAGCUCGUCGAUAAUGCGAGGGGCGAGAUAUCAGACUUGGAAAAGCGGCUCGUUCAAGCAGAGACUGAUCGCGACGUUGCCCAAAAUCAAAACGUUUCCAUGGACGAUGUGCGCGACAUGGUCAUGGGAGAGCUCGUCGGUUUCUACAGUCUCGCUAUGGAGGAUGCCGUGAGCAACCUCUACAGCAACUGGCGGGAAGAGGAAGCUAGAUUAUCGGACUUGGUGUGCGAUGGCAACGAUGGCUUCCACAGAUACCCUCACGCCGUUGUGCUUUCCGACGAAAAGCCUUCGCAGUCGCUGUCUGAUGAUUUGUUCUCGCCCCCCAAGCGAGGUUCUGGGGCGGUGGCGUUGAAAUCCCACGCAUCGCAGACCGAGAGCGAGCCUGAGGGGAGACUUAACCUCGCGAAUGAGCUCGAAGGCUGCAACAGCCAGUCCUCCAUGGCAAGAUGA
Messenger RNA from Colletotrichum godetiae, 1935 nucleotides. RefSeq lists its product as uncharacterized. The transcript has a single exon. The coding region runs from base 1 to 1935 and encodes 644 amino acids. Lineage: Eukaryota; Fungi; Ascomycota; Sordariomycetes; Glomerellales; Glomerellaceae. The record is from RefSeq and is a predicted model, not a curated record.